ACAAAUCCACUGUCUUUGCUUUCCCUUCACUGCUCACUCCCCUCUCUCUCUUGUUUCCUCCAUUGCAAACAAAGCUUCUCUCCCACUAACCAGUUCCACCAAACUUUUUUAUUUCCUCAUUAACCCAUUACCACUGUGUAAUUUAUAUAUACACACUUCCUCGUUAUAUUAAUAUAUUCUUUUGGGGUUUUUAACCAUAACUCUAAUGAGAGUUCCUUCUGGGUUAGAUGAAUCUAUCUAUCUCUGGUUAGCCCAAAAUCUCCAAUUCAUUAUUGGUACAUCUACGCCAAUUGAUUUCAGUAUCUUCCUCUGGUUCUGCUUCAGAAACAGAUAAAAAAAAAGUUGGAGCCUUUUUUAUUCUCUUUCUUUCUUUCAUCGUUCCUUCUGUUUUAAGAUGAAGAUACAACAUCUAAAGGACAAAGCUUUAUCUCUCCCCACAUUCUAAGGUGGUUAUAAGAGAAGGUUUUAGCAGCUUGAUACAGGACCAGAGAUGCCACCUGAGAAUUCUUUAAACGCUGAGAUGUCCAAGAAGAUAUCUUUUUUUGGUUUGAAGGGGUUGAAGUUGUGGGUAUGGGUUUGUUUGGUUGUUGGAGUAUUCAUAGUUAUGAUUCUCUGCAUCUUGUCUCUUUGGAUCACAUUCCGCCGGAGAUCUAAAAGAUCCUCAAGCAAGUUUCCUUUCAACCAGACACCACAUGAGUCCAAAGAUAUCAGAGUGGACAGGGCUAGGUUUCAGAAUCACAAUCCUCACGCUGAAAGUUUAUAUAUCGAAAUGAAUGAUAAAUCCACUGGAAAAACGAUGCUGUCUCACUUGGGAAGAACCAAGUCUAGUGAUAAUGAUACUUUGAGUCAAUGUAGUUCUGUGAAUCAUCAUGAGAGAGCUUGUAGUUCUCAUUCCGGUGAAGAAGGAGGCUUUGGAAGUGCUGGUAGACAGUAUGGAGGACCUGUAACAGCAUCUCCUUUGGUUGGUUUACCAGAGAUAUCACAUCUUGGUUGGGGACACUGGUUUACUCUUAGGGAUCUUGAGCUGGCUACGAACCGUUUUGCUGCAGUGAAUGUUCUUGGAGAGGGUGGUUAUGGAGUAGUUUAUAGGGGUAAACUAGUUAAUGGUACCGAAGUUGCUGUAAAGAAGCUUCUGAACAAUCUAGGGCAAGCUGAGAAGGAAUUUCGGGUAGAAGUUGAGGCUAUUGGUCAUGUACGACACAAGAAUCUUGUUAGGCUUUUAGGAUAUUGCAUAGAGGGAGUUCAUCGGAUGCUUGUUUAUGAGUAUGUGAAUAGUGGUAACUUAGAACAAUGGCUACAUGGAGCAAUGCGGCAACAUGGAAAUCUCACUUGGGAGGCACGGAUGAAGAUCAUUACUGGUACUGCACAAGCGCUUGCUUAUUUACACGAAGCAAUAGAACCAAAAGUGGUCCACAGAGAUAUAAAAGCAAGCAAUAUAUUGAUUGAUGAUGAGUUUAAUGCAAAACUCUCUGACUUUGGGUUGGCCAAGCUCUUGGACUCGGGUGAGAGUCACAUCACAACCAGAGUCAUGGGUACCUUUGGAUAUGUAGCACCAGAAUAUGCUAAUACAGGUAUGUUAAACGAAAAGAGCGAUAUAUAUAGCUUCGGUGUUUUGCUUCUUGAAGCUGUAACUGGUCGGGAUCCAGUUGAUUAUGGCCGUCCUGCUAAUGAGGUGAAUCUUGUUGAAUGGCUAAAGAUGAUGGUUGGAACAAGAAGAGCUGAAGAAGUUGUGGAUCCAAGACUUGAACCUAGACCUAGUAAAAGUGCUCUGAAACGCGCACUUUUAGUUUCCCUUAGAUGUGUUGAUCCUGAAGCAGAGAAACGUCCUAGAAUGAGUCAGGUUGCACGGAUGCUUGAAUCCGAUGAACACCCUUUUCACAAGGAGAGGAGGAACAGAAGGAGCAAAACAGCGAGCAUGGAGAUUGUUGAGACCAAAGACGAAUCUCUUGGUCCUAGAAGUUCAGAUACUCACAUUACAAAGCCUGAGAAGACUGGUGAAUAAGAAAUAGAAUGAGACAGCAGCUUCUUCAAGUCUUGAGAUGUUUCGUUUCUACUUAGCAAACUAAUUGAUUGAUGAUCACACACGUUUGAUUUGCUCUGUCUCUCUCAGAUGAUCAAAAGAGCAUGUGGAGUGAUGACUGAUGGCUGCGGCAACUUUAGGAGGCUUUUUAUCUUUUUUUUUAAAUAUUUUGGAGCUAAUUAUUCCUGUCUUGUCGGUACGGAACGUUUGUCAGUCAAAAACAUGUGUUUAAGAUUUAUGUGACGAGAGAAGGAGAGAGAGAUGUCUUUGUAAUUCUAUGGACUGAAGACGUAAGACAUAAGAAAGAGACAAAACUAAGUUCAAUUAUAACGGCUAGUGGCUUAGCUUAAAGCCAGA
Messenger RNA from Camelina sativa (false flax), 2377 nucleotides. Its product is annotated as putative receptor-like protein kinase At2g42960. Gene Ontology annotation, molecular function: ATP binding; protein kinase activity. The record is from RefSeq and is a predicted model, not a curated record. NCBI's taxonomy places the organism in Eukaryota, Viridiplantae, Streptophyta, Magnoliopsida, Brassicales, Brassicaceae. Gene Ontology annotation, biological process: protein phosphorylation.